Hansenula ciferrii is the source of this 951-nucleotide messenger RNA. It is a transcript of the gene RPA43, whose product is annotated as DNA-directed RNA polymerase I subunit RPA43. The coding region runs from base 1 to 951 and encodes 316 amino acids. Gene Ontology annotation, biological process: DNA-templated transcription initiation. Gene Ontology annotation, cellular component: RNA polymerase I complex. Lineage: Eukaryota; Fungi; Ascomycota; Saccharomycetes; Phaffomycetales; Wickerhamomycetaceae. The transcript has a single exon. The record is from RefSeq and is a predicted model, not a curated record.
AUGUCUGAUGAUAAAAGAAAAAGAAGUGCAGCCACUUCCGAAGGGAAUGAUUCUUCAACAAAGAGAAAACAAACAACAAAGAUUAAUCAAGGUAUAAAUCCAAUAAAUAAAGAUGGAUUAUCUGAAUGUUUCCAUAAGAUUAAAACAAGUUUAUACCUUUCUUUAGCUCCAAUAUAUAGUAAAACUCCAUUAGAAGGUCUUAAAUCUCAACAUUUGGAUAAUAUGAUUAUGAAACAUUUCGCUCCUGCAAAUGGGGUUGUUAUAGGAUAUGAUAAUUUAAAAUUAAGUGAUGAACAUUCAUAUAAUGCCGGUGGGAAUAAUAAUGAAGAUGAUGAUGAAGAAGAAACUCAAUUUAUUACAGCUAAAUUAAAUGCUCAUAGUCCUUUUGCAUUUUUUUGGAUUAAUGUUGAUCUGUUAGUAUGGCGUCCAAGUAUUGGUGAUGUUGUUGAAGGUCUUAUAUAUAUGCAAUCUCCUUCACAUAUUGGUCUUUUAAUUAAUGAUACAUUUAAUGCAAGUAUUAAAAAAAAUUUUAUACCUGAAAAUUGGGAAUUUAUUCCAAAUCAAUUAGAUGAAUUCCAAGAUGAAAAUCAAGAUGAUGAAGAAAAUAAUUCAAAAUCUAAAAAAUUCCAAAGUUUAGGUCAAUGGAAUGAUGAAAAUAAUAUGCCAAUUGAUGGGAAAAUUAAAUUUACAAUUAGAAGAAUUCAUACAUCUGGUAGAGUUGUUUCAGUGGAAGGUUCAUUAAUUAAACCAGGUUCAGAAUUAGAAGCAAAACCUGUUACACCAGGUCAAAUUGGUAAAAAAAUUACAUUUAAUGAUGAUUUACCAAUUUUAAAUUCUGUUCCAGAUGAUGUUAAACAAGAUGUUCCAACUUAUGAUGUUGGUAAAAGUAGUGAUAAUGAAGAAGUUGUUGCAGAAAAUUCAUCAAGUGAUGAUAAUUCUGAUUCAGAUUAA